AUGGUGACGGCAGCAAAGCCACCGGGUACAGCCUCCGGGGAGCCCGGCGAGGGAAAGCACGACCCAGUGCCAGGUGGGUACCCGGGCGCGCCGUGCGUCUCUCGCGUGUUUGGAGACUCUGUGCCGCUCUGGGCACCCUACCCCGAGGCUGCAACCGCGAGAACUGCACAGGCUCUGGGACCUGCGCCCUUCAAUAGAACAGCCAUUUUCAGGAUCAAGAUGUUGUUCAACUGGAGGAUACUUGCAGCGAGCCAUCAGAAAAUUCCAUCUGGCGAGGUUCAUAAUAUAUGCUGCUGUAAAAGAAGACCAAGUUUAAAAAGAUUAAAGCCACAUAUACCUCUUAGAAGAAAUUACAGUUCCUUGCCAGGUUUAGUAGGAAGCGAUGUCAAAUCCCUUCAUUCCAUCAUCAAUCCUCCCAUAGCUAAAAUCCGUAAUAUUGGAAUUAUGGCUCAUAUCGAUGCAGGCAAAACUACCACUACAGAAAGAAUAUUGUACUAUUCUGGAUACACAAGAUCACUGGGAGAUGUUGAUGAUGGAGACACAGUAACAGAUUUCAUGGCUCAAGAGCGAGAAAGAGGCAUUACUAUUCAAUCAGCUGCUGUUACGUUUGAUUGGAAGGGAUACCGAAUCAAUCUGAUUGAUACACCAGGUCAUGUGGACUUCACUGUGGAGGUUGAGCGCUGCCUUCGGGUUUUGGAUGGUGCAGUUGCUGUAUUUGAUGCCUCUGCUGGAGUAGAGGCCCAAACUCUUACAGUAUGGAGGCAAGCUGAUAAACACAACAUCCCUCGAAUCUGUUUUUUAAACAAGAUGGACAAAACUGGAGCAAGUUUUAACUAUGCAAUUGAAAGCAUCAGAGAGAAGUUGAAGGCAAAGCCUUUGAUUUUACAGUUACCAAUUGGUGAAGCCAAAACCUUCAAAGGAUUGGUGGAUGUAAUCAGUAAAGAAAAACUACUUUGGAACCCCAAUUCAAAUGAUGGAAAAGACUUUGAGAGAAAACCCCUCUUGGAAUCAAGUGAUCCUGAGUUGCUGAAGGAGACAGCUGAAGCAAGAAAUGCUUUAAUUGAGCAAGUUGCAGAUUUGGAUGAUGAAUUUGCUGACUUGGUUUUAGGAGAAUUUAGUGAAAAUUUUGAUUUGAUACCAGCUGAAAAGCUACAGACUGCAAUACACAGAGUCACAGUGGCUCAGACAGCAGUGCCUGUGCUUUGUGGAAGUGCCCUGAAAAACAAAGGGAUCCAACCCUUACUAGAUGCUGUUACUAUGUACUUGCCUUCACCUGAAGAGCACAGCUAUGAAUUUCUGCACUGGUAUAAGGAUGACUUAUGUGCACUGGCAUUUAAAGUUCUUCAUGACAAACAGCGAGGGCCACUGGUUUUUAUGCGUAUUUACUCAGGCACAAUAAAACCACAGUUAGCCAUCCAUAAUAUUAAUGGUAACUGCACGGAGAGACUAAGUCGUCUGCUUUUGCCAUUUGCUGACCAACAUAUAGAAAUUCCUUCCCUGACUGCUGGUAACAUUGCUCUGGCUGUGGGGCUUAAACAUACUGCCACCGGCGACACCCUGGUCGCAUCCAAGUCCUCCGCACUAGCUGCCGCUCGUCGGGCCACGAGGGAAGGAGAAAAGAAGCACAGACACAGGGAUGGGGCAGAGAGCCUGCUACUGGCGGGGGUAGAGAUCCCAGAGCCCGUUUUCUUCUGCACCAUAGAACCCCCUUCAAUGGCUAAGCAGCCAGAUUUGGAUCAUGCAUUAAAGUGCCUUCAGCGUGAAGAUCCCAGUUUGAAAGUGAAGCUAGAUCCUGACUCUGGACAAACUAUUCUGUGUGGUAUGGGGGAGUUGCACAUUGAGAUUAUUCAUGACCGAAUCAAGAGGGAGUAUGGACUUGAGACGUAUCUAGGGCCUCUCCAGGUGGCAUAUCGAGAGACCAUCCUAAAUGCAGUUCGUGCCACAGAUACCUUAGAUAGAACUUUAGGAGACAAACGACAUCUUGUGACUGUAGAACUAGAAGCAAGUCCAGCUGAAAUGUCAUCUGUUAUUCCAGUUAUUGAAUAUGCUGAGGAUCUUAGUGAAGAACUCUUGAAGGUCUCCCAAGAGGCUGUUGAAAAUGGAAUUCAUGGUGCAUGCCUCCAAGGACCGUUGCUUGGAUUCCCAGUUCAGGAUAUAACAAUUACUUUGCAUUCACUAAUAGUUCAUCCUGGUACCUCCACAACUAUGAUUUCUGCCUGUGUCUCAAGAUGUGUGCAGAAGGCUCUGAAGAAAGCAGAUAAUCAAGUUUUGGAGCCUCUGAUGCAUCUCGAGGUGACAGUGACUCGAGAUUACCUCAGCUCUGUCUUGGCAGAUCUGGCACAAAGAAGAGGGAACAUUCAGGAAAUCCAGACUCGCCAGGACAACAAGGUUGUUACUGGAUUUGUUCCUCUCGCAGAAAUGAUGGGUUAUUCAACUGUGCUUCGAACGCUAACAUCAGGCUCAGCUACUUUUGCCUUAGAACUAUCUAAUUAUCAAGCCAUGAAUCCUCAGGACCAGCGUGUACUGCUCAACCAGAGAAGUGGCUUGGCCUAA
This is a messenger RNA of Chrysochloris asiatica (Cape golden mole), 2553 nucleotides long. RefSeq names its product G elongation factor, mitochondrial 2 (gene GFM2). Gene Ontology annotation, biological process: ribosome disassembly; mitochondrial translation. Bases 1 to 2553 code for a protein of 850 amino acids. Gene Ontology annotation, cellular component: mitochondrion. Gene Ontology annotation, molecular function: translation elongation factor activity; GTP binding; GTPase activity. The record is from RefSeq and is a predicted model, not a curated record. The transcript is spliced from 23 exons. NCBI's taxonomy places the organism in Eukaryota, Metazoa, Chordata, Mammalia, Afrosoricida, Chrysochloridae.